Messenger RNA from Rotaria sordida, 582 nucleotides. Lineage: Eukaryota; Metazoa; Rotifera; Eurotatoria; Philodinida; Philodinidae. The record is from the annotation of a GenBank genome assembly.
AUGGCAAGAUUAUCAAUUUUCAAAAUUCUUGAUAAUCAUACCGAAUUCUUUAAACUUGUACGAUGUUUUUUAAAUAAUGAUCAACAUUUUAUUGCUGCUCUUAGUAAAGCUUGUGGAAAUUUUAUUAAUAAUAAUACAAUAACAAAAGCUACUCGUAAUACAAAAAAAUCAGCUGAAUUGUUAACUCUAUAUUGUGAUGCACUUUUACGACAAGGAAGUAAAACUACAAUAAAGAAAAUUCAUGAUAUUGUUGAUUUUUCUGUAAGAGUUCUCAGUUCAAAUUCAUGCCCAUUUUCAGGGCUGCCCAAUUUUGUUAUACCAGAUGAACUUAAACGAACAUUUGAGAAUUUCAUGAAAUUUUAUACUGAACAACAUAAUAGACGUAAGUUGACAUGGCUUCAUCAACAUUCCAAAGGAGAGUUACAAAUAUUGUACAAUGAACCAAAAUAUAUUCUACAUGUAAAUAUUGAUUUUAUUGUUGUUUUGAAAUAUAAAAAUGUAUCAACAUAUCAAAUGGUUGUUUUACUUUUAUUUAACAAAUUUCCAACUUGGACAGUCGAACGAAUGCAAGAUGAAACAUAA